AUGAAGCCUAUGACUUGCCUCUUAGUCUGCAUUUUCUUGUUUGGAAUAGCAAUACAAGAAACAACUGCUAGAUGCUAUUCAUGGCCUAGAGUAUGUCCACCUUGGAAGAAAUGCAUUCCUCUCCCAUGGUACCCAUAUUACAAAUGUGUUCAAAGAUGGAGAUAUGGAAAUUCAGGAAGUCCUUGGAAUAUGGGAAUCUAUGGUAGUUGGAGUAGCUACGGCAGGGGAGGAGGGGGUUAUGGAGGUGGCGGUAUUGGUGGUUAUGGAGGCUAUGGUAUGAGUGGUUAUGGAGGUGGCGGUAUAGGUGGUUACGGAGGCGGUAUGGGUGGUUACGGAGGCGGUAUGGGUGGUUACGGCGGUGGCGGUAUGGGAGGUUACGGAGGUUACGGAGGUUACGGAGGCGGCAGUAUGGGUGGUUACGGAGGUGGCAGUAUGGGUGGUUAUAGCGGUUAUGGGUCUGGCGGUUUUGGAUCUGGUGGUUAUGGAUCUAGAAGUUAUGGCAGAAAGAAACGAGUUUAUUAG
Mytilus californianus (California mussel) is the source of this 522-nucleotide messenger RNA. Its product is annotated as acanthoscurrin-2-like. The transcript is spliced from 4 exons. Bases 1 to 522 code for a protein of 173 amino acids. Lineage: Eukaryota; Metazoa; Mollusca; Bivalvia; Mytilida; Mytilidae. The record is from RefSeq and is a predicted model, not a curated record.